This is a messenger RNA of Westerdykella ornata, 2256 nucleotides long. Its product is annotated as subtilisin-like protein. The record is from RefSeq and is a predicted model, not a curated record. Gene Ontology annotation, molecular function: serine-type endopeptidase activity; protein binding. Lineage: Eukaryota; Fungi; Ascomycota; Dothideomycetes; Pleosporales; Sporormiaceae. Bases 1 to 2256 code for a protein of 751 amino acids. Gene Ontology annotation, biological process: proteolysis. The transcript has 2 exons.
AUGAACCACGGACAGACGGAUGAAGAAAAAUUGGCGCGAGCAAAGCAGUUUGGAGCAAAAGGACUUGCGAAAGAGAAUAAGCAGGAAUGGGAAGAGGCGGCGACGUGCUUCAUGCAAGCUGUGCUUCUCUAUGAAAGAAUCAGGGGAGAAGAUGACGAGAAAGUUAUCGUGUUACGGGACCACUGGGCAUUGAAUCUUCACAAAGCCAAGCUCUACGAGCAAGCCAUAUCUUGCAAUAAAGAAAGCCUCAAACGGAGGCUCAAAUCGGGGGUAAAGCCCGACGAUUGGGCGCUUCUGGAAAAUCGACGGCAUCUCGCUAGGAAUUACGACAGAAGCGGGCAAUUCAGAAAUGCCAUCGUGGAGUAUCGCGCCAUUCUUACUUCACAAAAUUGUACUGUAACGCGACGGGAAGGCAAGAAUACCGGAAUCGAUGAAUUGUGCGAGGACGCCAUUCAAUGCCUGGAUCUCUCGCUUGAGUAUGCUCAGCAACGUGGGAUGUCAGGAGAAGCCAAAACUUACCUGCAGCGUGAUCUCACCCUCUGUGAUCGAGUGUGGAGGAAUGUCAAAGCGAUCGUGAAGGAGUCACGAGCAGAAGUAGCUGCUUUUCCUGAACUGCAAAGUAAACUUGCAUUUGCUUCGAAAGAGCUUGGACAGAUGAAAAGAUCAGUGGAUUAUCUGAAAGGCGACACUGUUUCUCUCGGUCAGAGAGAGCCAAACCGGGCGAACAAUGGUGGGAACAAACAGUGGAAGGGCAAAAAGAAGGAAGAGUCAUCGCCAACUCAAUCACCAUCGUCAUCCGAAAAUCGCGUCAUCAUCACAGCCCCUUCCGAGGUAAAAUCCGGAGACGGCAAGAGUGAUGUGGAAUCCAAGGCGCCUUCUCUGAACCAAAAACGAGUCACCAACGGCGCAACACCUGUGCAGUCCCAGAAGGAGCAGAAGAAACUUGCUCCGCCGACUCUUAAUGUUGAUCCAGCACCUCGUGUCCGAUCUCGAAGUCAGCCGCCUGCCCCUGACAAGGGUGUCGGCCGGCGACGGUCAGUGAACAUGAGAGUUGAACCCAAGAAGACUCAGACAGACAGCUCCAAAGCCUCCAAAGACUUAUCAUUACCGUCAGGUUGUGACACCAGUGCUCCCCUAUCAUUUACCAAGGAUCUAGGCAUGCUAUUUGGCGCCUCCCGCGAGAACCAAACGGAUAAAUGGUUCCUCAAGCUAGAGGCUACAGUUCACACAUUCCUGAACAGGCACCAACAGAGUGAACGAAGAAACAAGAUCAAAAUAGCGGUACUCGAUACCGGAGUCGCAAUCGAAAGCGCUUCUAAGAUGAAAGUGGCCCAGAAACUCAAAAACAAGAUCAUCGAUACAAAAGGUAAUGGGAAAAAGCUCGCGAACGGCCUUGAUCCAAACGUGGAUAACAAUGGCCACGGAACAGACUGCUUCUGCCUGCUGAUGCGCGUCUGCCCCUACGCCGUAAUAUAUCCCUACCGCAUUGUAUCGGAAGAUAUUAACGAAGCCGACGGAAUCAACCCGGAAUAUGUGAAGGAGGCCUUGGACCACGCCAUUAACACACGUAAAGUCGAUAUUGUCAGCAUGUCCUUCGGGUGGCAGUACAACUCCCACGAGGGUCUAAGAAACAUUAUUACGGAAAGCAAGAAUGUUCUCUUGUUUGCCGCUACCUCCAACGAUGGGCGGGAUAUCAAAUAUCCAGCAAGCGAUGACCAUGUCAUUGGAAUUGAUGCCGCACACCACAACGCUAACCCUUCCCGCGAUAACCCCAGCUCAGCCGACACACAUCUAGAAAGAUUCUCCGCCCUUGGAGUGGACAUUUUGUCAGUAGUCCAGGAUGAAAGAAGGCGUGGGACAUCAUUCGCUACUCCAGUCGCAGCUGCCACUGCCGGUUUACUUUUGGAGUUCGCAAAACAGCCGCCUUUAUGCUUCGCCCCAGAGGUUCAGGCAUGCUUGAAAACUAAGACCGAUAUGCUAAAAGUCAUCCGUGCCCUUUUCGUAUUCCAAAAGCAAGGCUUCAAGUUCAUCGAUAUAACGAAGCUUUCUGAGUUCAAUGGAGAGGAUGACGCUGGCCGACAAGGCGCAUGGUACUUGCCAAGCUCACAGCGAUAUAGAGCCGCUAUGAAGGUUCUUGAGGUGCUUCGGGGAUACCAUGGGCCAGAAUUUGGAAAGGCGGUUGAGGAAAAUUGCGAAAAAUGCUGGCAAGAAAGAAUCGCUGCAGCUGCCUCAAAGGCAGAUGGACAUGGGGAAUAG